GGGAUGUUGAUGCAUCCAUCUCUCUAAAAGUAAACUUAUUACAAUGAUUCAUGUAUUAAAAAUAUAGUUAUGAUUUUAAUUAUCAUAUUAAUUUUUUUUAAUAGCACCUAAUUAUUAUUCUAGGUAAGUUUGAUGUUGUAUGCAGCUCCCCCCUUCUUUCCCGCCCAAAUUUGCUCAGCUGACCCCUUCAGUUUUUGCUCAGCGUGUUCCCUCUACUUAAUAACAACACUAAUAUAAAAAAAUUAAAAAUAGGGAAAGUUUCGAAAUCCCUCUCAGUCUUCCCCAUCGCCCCGCCCUAGGGUUUCUUCCUCUCUUCCAUGCCGGAUCUCAGUAAUCUUCUCCUGCCCAUUAUACCGCACUUUGAACCUAACUGUUCCACUCCCUCCUCCUCGUUCCUGCCGGACGCCGACGCUGCGAUUGCUGGGGUCGAGUGCGAGUGGAAGCGGGGGCUUCGGUUUCCGAUCUCCACACGUCGGCGAAAUGGAGUGUUGCGGAAGGAGCGACGAGCCGGUGGCCGGCGGUCUGCGGCAGGGGAUUCGCUGGAGGAAUUCGUGCAAGCGUGGAUGAAGAGGAAGUUGGAUGGCGGAGUACGUGAGAAGGAUUGCGUUUUGCCUUUCCUCAAGAAAGAUCUUAAAAUGGUACAAUGUCGGUUGUGCAAAAAGUUUGUCAGCCAGGGGGAUGAAGUUCUUUGUUCAGUUCAGUUGUGUCGACAUGCCUAUCACAGGACUUGCAUUAACUUGAAAGAAGGAUCAUCAAAGCACUUUAAGUGCCCUCAACACGCUUGUUUCAAUUGCAAUCGGAAAAACCAUUGGCAUUGUGUUCGAUGCUUCAUAUCAUUUCAUGUUAAAUGCUCUCCUUGGCCUGAUGAUGUGGUUUUUCUUGCAAAUCGGCCCGGCCGAGCCAUCUGCUGGAGACACCCAUCUGAUUGGCAUUUGGAUAAGCAGCAUGCAGAUCCCACAAGUGACUUGGAGGAAGUGUUCCAUCGUUUACCUCUUCCAUAUAUUGACGAGGAGUUUGAGAUUGGUUCAAUUGUGAAUGAUGUUCUGGAGAACAUUACCGAGCCAGCUCCUUACAUACAUAUCAAGCGCAAUGUAUAUUUGGUGAAGAGGAAACGUGUUGGUGCCGAUGCUAAUGUCGGAUGCACAAAUUGCAAUGCAAAUUCUGACUGUAGUGAGAACUGUGAAUGCAGAGGUCUCUCACUCAGUUGUACUAAGGCCUGUCAUUGCUCAGAAAUGUGCACAAACAAACCAUUCCGUAAAGAAAAAAAGAUCAAGGUUGUCAAGACAAAUUUGUGUGGCUGGGGUGCAGUUGCCUUGGAGACCAUUGAAAAGGGUCGUUUUGUGGUAGAAUACGUUGGAGAAGUUAUUGAUGAUGCCUUGUGCGAACAAAGGCUUUGGGACAUGAAACGGCGGGGUGACCAAAACUUCUACAUGUGUGAAAUUCAAAAGGAUUUUACAAUAGAUGCUACUUUCAAAGGAAAUUUUUCUAGGUUUCUAAACCACAGUUGUGAUCCUAAUUGUAAGCUGGAGAAGUGGCAAGUAGAUGGAGAAACACGCGUAGGUGUUUUUGCAUUGCGAUCAAUUCAAACUGGAGAACCUUUAACGUAUGAUUACAGGUUUGUGCAAUUUGGUCCCGUGGUUCACUGUAACUGCGGAGCUUCAAAUUGUCAAGGUUUUCUUGGGAGCAGGAAAAAGACGAACCAGACCAAAUUUUCAGACUCUGUCUGGGGUUGCAAAAGGCCCAGAACACAUAAAAACAUUAGGAAGAAUAUAUGAUCUUUAUAUCUGAUUGAUUCAAUUUGUUCUUUUUCAAUCCUGCAGUUUCUGCAACUGCAUAAAAUUUUCUGAGCUCUGAUCCUUCAUCAUAAAACUGAUAAAUCUGCCAAUUCGUAUUGUUGAAAAGCAGCUUUGCCUUCUGAUCCUUCUCUGCUGCAGCUAAAUUUCCUUUACAAGGCUUCAGGUAUGCUUCCUCGGAGAGCGCUCCACUGAACUCCCUUUUCCUUUUAAAUUAUUUUUGAAUUUUCAAUUAGAAAUUUGUUCUCAUUGAUCAUUGAGUGUAUAGCUUAAUUCUACUGAUUCUUCUUUCCCAACAUAAGACAAUUUCAUCUGUUCUUCCAUUGGAACAUGAUAUUAUUCUUCAUUCUAGAAAACUUUUGUUCAGACUUUUGUAAUUUAGG
Messenger RNA from Phalaenopsis equestris, 2176 nucleotides. Its product is annotated as histone-lysine N-methyltransferase ASHR3. The record is from RefSeq and is a predicted model, not a curated record. Bases 318 to 1775 code for a protein of 485 amino acids. The transcript has 11 exons. Gene Ontology annotation, molecular function: protein binding; histone H3K36 methyltransferase activity. Gene Ontology annotation, biological process: regulation of DNA-templated transcription. Lineage: Eukaryota; Viridiplantae; Streptophyta; Magnoliopsida; Asparagales; Orchidaceae. Gene Ontology annotation, cellular component: nucleus; chromatin.